Neomonachus schauinslandi (Hawaiian monk seal) is the source of this 5824-nucleotide messenger RNA. RefSeq names its product tripartite motif containing 44 (gene TRIM44). The transcript has 5 exons. The record is from RefSeq and is a predicted model, not a curated record. NCBI's taxonomy places the organism in Eukaryota, Metazoa, Chordata, Mammalia, Carnivora, Phocidae. Bases 278 to 1312 code for a protein of 344 amino acids. Gene Ontology annotation, molecular function: zinc ion binding.
GGGCGCGGGGCCGCCGCGCCGGAAGUGCCCGCGCCGCCGGAGGAAGCGCAGCGGGCGCCGAGCGGCCGAGCCGGCGGGAAGGUCCCUGGCUCCUCGGCCGGGCAGGGGCUGGCGGGAGCAGGCGGCAGCGGCGCCGCGGCCCCAAGCCUUCCUUGAGACCCGGCGCGGCCAGUACCCGGGACGGGACCCGGGCGGGGAGGAAGUAGGGAGGAGGCCGCGCUGAAGCCCGGCGGCGAGCUCCGAGGCCCAGCGGCCUGGGCCGCGUCACCGCAGCCACAUGGCCUCCGGAGUGGGCGCGGCCUUCGAGGAGCUGCCGCACGACGGCACGUGUGACGAGUGCGAGCCGGACGAGGCUCCGGGGGCCGAGGAAGUGUGCCGAGAGUGCGCCUUCUGCUACUGCCACCGCCACGCCGAGGCGCACAGGCAGAAGUUCCCCAGCCACCACCUGGCCCAGUACGUCCACGGCCCCGCCCAGGCCUGGACCGCCGGAGCCCCGGGGCAGGGCGACGCCAAGGAAGAAGCCGAGGCCAAGGUGGAGAAUGAGCGGGACCUAGAGAGCGAGGUGGGGGAGGAGAGCGAGUCCGAGGAAGACAGUGAAUCCGAAGAAGAGAGCGAGACGGAGGAAGAGAGCGAGGAUGAGAGCGAGGAUGAGAGUGAAGAGGACAGUGAGGAAGAAAUGGAGGAUGAGCAAGAGAGCGAAGCAGAGGAAGACAACCAAGAAGGAGAAUCCGAGGCUGAGGGAGAAACGGAGGCAGAAAGUGAAUUUGACCCAGAAAUAGAAAUGGAAGCGGAGAGAGUGGCCAAGAGGAAGUGUCCGGACCAUGGGCUCGAUUUGAGCACCUAUUGCCAGGAAGAUAAGCAACUCAUCUGUGUCCUGUGCCCUGUCAUUGGGACUCACCAGGGCCACCAGCUCUCCACCCUAGACGAAGCCUUCGAAGAACUAAGAAGCAAAGACUCAGGUGGACUGAAGGCGGCUAUGAUAGAGUUGGUGGAAAGGUUGAAGUUCAAGAGCUCAGAUCCUAAAGUAACCCGGGACCAGAUGAAGGUGUUUAUACAGCAGGAAUUUAAGAAAGUUCAGAAAGUGAUUGCUGAUGAGGAGCAGAAGGCCCUUCAUCUAGUGGACAUCCAGGAAGCAAUGGCCACCGCUCAUGUGACUGAGAUACUGGCAGACAUCCAGUCCCACAUGGACAGGUUGAUGACUCAGAUGGCCCAAGCCAAGGAACAACUUGAUACCUCUAAUGAAUCAGCUGAGCCAAAGGCAGAGGGUGACGAGGAAGGACCCAGCGGUGCCAGUGAAGAAGAGGACACAUGAAGGCUUGCCAUCCCCCGUGGAGACUCAUCCCUUCCCCCUGUGUGUAUGUGACGGCGUGUAUGUAGUGGCUUCUGAGUUCUGUGAAAGCUGCCCAGCAACAAACGUACUUCUACUGGACACAUCCCCAGAUCCACAGCAGGCACAUCUCUCUCCAAGGGAUGACCAAUUUUAUUGUUACUGACUGUGCUUUUCAUUCUCUUGUUGUGGUAGCUCAAGAAAAAAUGCCCCUAUGAUCAACCAGGAGCAGUUAAUUAAGAAGCGUCCUUCAGGUAGUCCCUCAAUGGCUGCUUUGAACUUACUCAGGAAAGUCAGCCCCCGUGAUAUUGUAUACCCAGAUAGCAUUGCUUUAUCUGGAAGGAUCUGGAAUAAUCCUGAAGGGCAGUCAGAAUUUUUUCCCUACCUGCUAAUAAAACCCCACUUUAUUUAUAUUGCAGCAUGAAAUAGUGGGGGGCACGGUAGGGCUUUGUAGAUAGUCUCUAAAAGUCCAAUUAUACAUUUGUGAAAAUGUGGCUCCACGAAGUAAGAUGGGUGGCGUGAAGACGGGGUUGGAGAAAGAGUUAAAAGUUCGAAAUACAGGGAUAUUUUUAGUACAUGAGGUUAUCCAGCACUUCAAAUCCAUAAUUCAGUUCUGUGGAAAUGAAAAAAAUGAUUGAAGAGGUAGAAAGGAAAUGACUUAAAAAAAAAAAAAAGGACCAAAGAGAUCUGAUUAAAAGUUGAAAUCAGUAUUUCUGAACUCAAAUUGCCUGAGUUUCCAAAAUAGUCACUAAAGGAUCUGAUGGAACCUGAAUUAUUUGGGUGCUUUCUGCCGGUUUUCUGGGUCUUGUCGCAACAUGAAGGCCAGGAUGUGUAUUACCAAGUGGGGAUUUUCAGUGUAGGUUUUUGUCACUCCUGCUCCAGCCCCCUUGGCCUCAUUUGGCUUAAAGGCAGUGUAGAGAGAGUUCUCGUCACUCUGGUGUGCUGAAUCAAGCCCCGUCUCCCGGCAGGUACACCCUCCUUUCCCUCCAGCUGGAACCCCUCUUUGCAUGGCACCCCGCCCCAGGCCUUCAGCCCCGCCCCCACACCCAGUUUCUUCCCUCUCAAGUACCCUGAGCAGAGACAUCCAACGGUUGGACUUCCAACCUUUCCCCCUUGCCAAGUCACAUUUCCUUACAACCAAGUUUUCUCCUCCCAAGUAAGCAGUGAUUACCAGGGAAUACCAACCUGCAAGUUAAAAAGCCUGCAUUUUCUGAAACAUCAGUUUUACCGAAAUGGUUUGGAGUCGGGGGAUGACCUUCUUUUUUGAUAAAACAGCUACAUUAUGAAAUAGAGUGUUCAUACACAGUUAAGAUAGAGAGGGACACUUCAGAGGGAAUGCUUAUUUGCAAGUGGGGUACGUGGUCCCUCUCCUCUGCCUUUAGUGGUAUUUUGGUGUUCACUUCCGAGAAGUACAAUUGGAACUGUAUCCAAGCAGCUGACUCGGGGCCUAGACCUCUAGUCGCCUCUGAAGCAAAACUGAAGGCGCCUGCACUGGGAGAAGUCCCUCUUCCAGCCUGCCUGCCUGUGACCUGUGUACCUGGCACAGAGCAUUAGGGCCAGCUGGUGUGUGUGUGUGCAGGAUGGUUUUGAGGCAGAAACAGUACUUACUGUAAGAAUCCUAUUUAUGUCAUUGUUCAAUCCUGUGCAUGCUAUAAAAUUAUUUCUUUGGGGCCAGGAAGCUACCAGGCGUAUAUGCUUCUGGGUUAAGAUUAUCCUAGCUCACUAAAUAUGUUAGGAUGUUGGGACUGAGAGUACUUUGGGCUGUUAAAAAAAAAAAAGUAUUUUUCUCUCAAACUGGUGGCCAACAAAUGGCUAAGACAAUUUCGGUGCUUUACCUGUCCUCCUGCAAAGACUGGAGAAUUUGGCAUACCACUAAUUACAACCCCCAACCGUAUCCCACAGAACUAUCCAUAAAGAAGGACAAGUGGCCACUCUUAUAAGAGUUUAAAAGCCAGAAGAUGAAGAAGAUUUUAGGGUCUGGAUGCUUGUGUUUGUCUUUCCCCAAUAAUUAUUGUUUCAUCUCUAAAUAGCAGCCUUAUCUUCACUAUGGAUAGACCAUUGGCUCCUCCCUACCUGAUUGUAUGUUAUUAGUUAAAAUCAGUAUUUGGGAAACCCAAGCAUUUAUGCAGCGGAUAUGAACGGAAAUAUAAAAAUACAUGCCAGCUUGUCUCAAUAUAUUAUCAUUAUAUUAUCAUAUCUCUGUAAUCCUCAAGGAAAGCCCUUUUGCUUUUACUUAAGAUUUCAGAUUUGCUUUAUGGGCUCCUGCGGUCUUCAGCACCUGAUAAAACUUUAACCAGGGAAGCAUUAAACACAGAGCAGCAGCUUCUGCCCAGGCUCCGGAGUCCCUGCCAACAGCAUUUCUCAGUGUAAGAACUAGGGUGCUUCCUGCAGUGGGGCCAGCUUCCCCCAGAGCUGGAGGAUGCGGCUCGGCCUUAAGCUCCUGCCAGGUGAGUAAGUUAGAGUGCUGAGCAGUGUGUGCCGACUGGCUGCAGGCUCUAGGUUUGCAGAAACCCCCAGGGAGACGUCAUCAAGGGCAGCAGGUAAUGAAUGUCUCCAGAAUGAAUUGGGUCCUCACAGCAGUCCCUGGCUACCUUCCAGAUUUGGGUUCUCUGGAGGCUGAGAGUGGGUUGGUCCUUUGAUUCGAUGUCCUGAAAUCCAGGGCAAUUCCAAGAGGUUCUCUUAGGAGUCUCAGCUCUGACAGCCCAGGAGGAGAAAUGACCUGUAUUGAGGACCAGCUGUGAGCCAGGCCCUGUACUUGGCCCCCAUUUGUCAGAUGAUAGAACGGAUGUGGAGUAAUAGAGCCCCUUGCCUUGAGUUACACAGCUAGGAAAUACUGGAGCUCUUCCUAACUUUGUGGUGGUCCGUGGUACAUCUACAGUACAGAGGGAGGAAAAGGCUUCCGGUUCCCCCACUGCAGUCUGACUAUCCCACUUUAUGGAUUCUUUUUCAAAGUUACAUUUCAUGGCUACCGUUUGGGCUCAGAAAUGGCAUCAAGGUGGCCUCACUCUUCCACCUUAGCAGGUCUGUGAAGUGCACAUUGCUAACUUGAGCCUGCCCCCAGGAGUUGGGGAGACCUUUCCUUUUUGGUGCCAUCCCCCAUAAACAAAGUGUCUCUAGGCCUUCAAGAGUAUAGAAGUUCUAAGAAAUAGUAAAAGUGGAGGGUGUUCUGCUCUAAGUUUAUCUGAAAAUGUCUGGUGCUGCAAUCCUGCAGAAAAGGAAAUCUUCAUAUUUGAGCCCAGCCGGUGCUGUGCUCUGUGAGGCUGUGUUAACUCAGAGUCCAGUGAAUCUAGACUUUCCUGCUGACACUGGUGUGUCUAUGCGCACACAUACACGAUAUGCGUGCAUCUGUAUAUACACACACGUAAACAUAUGCACACACAUGCAAUUUAAGAACUAAGGGGAAUCCAGAACAGCCCCUCAUUACCUUGCAUACCCCUGCAGAGGUUUCUGCCAGCCCUGAUCACAAGCGUCACCAGAUAGUCGGAGCUUCGGUGCUUGCUUACAAGGUGCUUACAAGAAGAACAGCUCCUUGGCGACGGUUGUCAGCUCCUAAAGCACUGAGCCAACAUGGCGCCCCUGAGGGGACUUCCCAGGCUGCUCCAAGAUGUCUAACGGUUUGGGUGACCCGGGGAUCUGUCCACUCUGGUCAGGCCUGAGGGCACAGCUGCUGAGUUUCUGACUUGUGGUUGUGGCAGGGCAUAGGAAGCCCUCUCCCCCACCUAGAAAAUAUUCCCUUUCUAAUACCUGAAAUUCCAUACUCAACAUAAUGGCCGCUCAGUACAUGCUUUGUAAUAAGAAAAUCGGUUGCAUGUUUACUGUGUGCCUAGCACAUCUGGAAGUUUCUAUUUAAAACACAAAUCUCAUUUUGGAUGAACUUGGCCCAGCCUUAGGAGAGAAAGAAGGCCCAUAGGGGAGAGUUGAGAUCUCAUUACCAUUGCCUCUACCCAGCGGCCUUCUAAAACCCCCACCCCAGCCCAUUCCAAGACCCAGAGGCCCAGGGGAUCUGCCUGGUAGAAGAGUAGCAUUCGAAACUGAGAACACACCAGAAACAGCAGAGCAAGUGCCAGAGCAGGAAAAGGAAAACGAAUUAAGACACUUGUGGGUAUACUGGUGCAAAAGUUGCCACAGAGCCCUGGGCUUGAUAUGACCUUGAGGGGACAGUAGAUUUAUAUUAACAGGAGUCAAACCUGACCAGUCUUUGUACAGUGACAGGCCACACUGCAUGGGGGUGGGGGGGCAACCGACGAGCCCUUUGUCCUCUGCCUGUUUUCCCGUGCACAGUCACAUUCCCUCCUUAGUCACCUUCCUCUUUCACCCUUCACAUUAAACAAGGGGACACGCGAUCUUUCAAGGGAAUUACACAUUUGAGUUAAUGUUUCAGUAUAUCAUUUUCAUACUGUAAAUUAUUUUGUAAGAGAGAUUUACCGCUAUCCCAGGAUGUUUGGACUCAGUGCCCCUGUGCAUUUGGAAAUCAAUAAACUAUUACUGGAAAUACCA